Messenger RNA from Sclerotinia borealis F-4128, 723 nucleotides. The record is from the annotation of a GenBank genome assembly. NCBI's taxonomy places the organism in Eukaryota, Fungi, Ascomycota, Leotiomycetes, Helotiales, Sclerotiniaceae.
AUGAUGCUCUUCCCAAUUAAAAGUUCAAGCAUUGCUCUCAGUAUAGCACUUUGCGCAUCCACGGCUCUCAGUCUAUCUGUCACUUCACCUCGGACCUUUUCAUCUCGAACUUGCAAUAUGGCGUCUUCUUCUUGCAAUGGAGACAAGAGAUUCCCUCCACUCACACCAGUUGAUGAUAAUCUUGAUGCGGCUCAGCUCGUUCAAUACAAUUAUCUCGCCGAUAUUACAAAGGUGGUUUACGGCACUACCAUUGUCACAGAAAAUCCUGAUGGCUCACUCCAAGGACCCUUCAACAUGUUGCUAUACACACCAACAGUCGCGCAGCCUUGGGUAAAUUUACAGCUAGCAGUUGCCGGUCUGUUAGUCUCAAGUGAAGCUGAAGUCGCCGUCCUCGGUGUCCUAUCAGUCACCAAAGCGACAUAUGGGAUAUAUGCGCAUACCAUCUUAGCCGAGAAAGCAGGCUUAACCGCAGCGCAAGUUAAAGCCCUCCUCGUCGGUCGUUGUCCACCAAGCGUGACAAAACGUCAAGAAGCCAUCUAUCAUGUGGCCGUGAAAUUGACUCAGACGAGGGGACCAUUAGACAUCGCCUCCUUCAAAGCCGCCGAAGCCGUCCUCGGACAAGCUGGUGUUCUUGGGGCUGUUCAGCAAUCUGCUGCGUUUAUGUAUGCUUCGAUGAUGUUGAAUGCUGGGGAUGUGUGUUUGCCAUCAGGCGUGGAAUGUUGA